CUGUGGUAACACAUACGGGUUUGUCUUCUGUCUCCAUUUCUUUUUUUUCACUUUUGUCUUUGUCUUACGUUUCCAAAGAGAAAAGAAAAGAAAAAAGAAGAAGUUGACAUCUGCAAGUAUGCAGUCGGAAUCGGGGAUAGUUCCCGACUUCGAGGUGGAAGAAGAGUUUCAGGAGGAACCCAAAACGUAUUACGAGCUGAAGAGCCAGCCCUUGAAAAACAGUCCAUCAGACCAGCAUGGGUCCUCCAAGCCGCCACUGAGCUCCUCGGCCAUGACAUCACGCAUCCUGCUGCGACAGCAGCUGAUGCGGGAGCAGCUUCAGGAGCAGGAGCGCCGGGAACAGCAGAGACAGCAGGCCUCCCAGUACCCCCAGAUCACAGCUGCCCAGACCCCCGCCAUCAAUGUCAGCGCCCCACCCAGCUUGCCCCCGACUUCCCAGGUGCCAAUGGAAGUGCUAAAGGUCCAGACUCAUUUGGAGAACCCAACCAAAUACCACAUCCAGCAAUCCCAGCAGCAGCAGGUGAAACGGUACCUGGGAAAGCUUGGGUCUCAAGUGGUGAGCUUGCCCUGCCCCAACCAGCCUUCUGACCACGGGGGCAUGCCGCCGGGGCCGGGCAACAGUGCCCCUAACAGCCCUAUGGCCUUAUUGACCCUCAACUCUAACUGCGAGAAAGAGAUGGAUGAUGUUAUCGAUGACAUUAUUAGUUUGGAGUCAAGUUACAAUGAUGAUAUCCUUGGUCUAAUGGACCCGGGACUUCAGAUGGCCAACACGAUCCCUGUGCCUGCUAACCUCAUGGACAUGUAUGGUAACCAGGCUAUACCCCCACAAGGGCUGGCCACCAGUAACUCCUGCCCAGCUAACUUGCCCAACAUUAAAAGGGAAUUUUCCGUUUCCCAAUCCCCGGCCAUCAUGCACAUGCUGGAUAAGUCUGGAUCCUGUGGCAAAUUUGACAACUAUCAAAGGCCUGAAGGGUUUCCUGUAGAGGCUGAAGUAAGAGCCAUGGCAAAGGAAAGACAGAAAAAGGAUAAUCAUAACUUGAUCGAGAGAAGAAGACGGUUUAAUAUCAAUGAUCGAAUCAAGGAAUUGGGAACCUUAAUUCCAAAGUCGAAUGACCCGGACAUGCGGUGGAACAAAGGCACUAUUCUGAAGGCAUCGGUGGACUACAUAAGGAAGUUACAGCGGGAGCAGCAAAGGGCGAAAGAGCUGGAGAACCGUCAGAAAAAGUUGGAGCAUGCCAAUCGACAUUUGAUGCUCCGGAUACAGGAGUUGGAGAUGCAGGCCCGCGCUCAUGGGCUGGCUGUGGCGUCUUCGGCGCUCUGCUCAUCUGAGCUCACUGGCCGCUCCAUCAAACAGGAGCCAUCACUCGGGGAGUGUCAUCAGGAUCUGUACCCACUCCACCCGCAGCACCAGCACCACCCCGCCUGCACCCCGGACCCGGCCCGGCCCACCGCCCUCGAGCUCAGCGACAGCCGCUCAAACUUCCCUGAGGGCCAGGGGGGCCACUACACCAUUCACACCAAGGUAGCCUGCAAACUCAACGAUGUCCUCAUGGAAGACACCUUAUCACCGGUGAGAGGGGGGGACCCUUUGCUCUCGUCCAUCUCCCCAGACACAUCCAAGGACAGCAGCCGAAAGAGCAGCGUUAGCAUGGAUGAGAACGAGCAGGCCUGUUAGCACCCUCUACUGGUAAAACAUCCAACCUGCAUCUCUCCUGGUCCCUCCAUCCUCUUUUACGCGUCUUCAUCAGCGGCUGGCACACAGUCUCAGCUGCUAGAGGCAAAUCCUUUUUGUUGUUAUAUGUCGUUUUUUUUUGUCAUUGUUGUCCAUCCCCGCCUUGUUUACAUAUAUUUAAUCUUUUCCAUCAAUGUGCUUUUUUUGUGAUAUCUACAUCCUUUCAAACCCUCAACCUAAAUUUAAUGGACUGAUUUUAAAGAAUGUUGUUUGAUUUAAUCAAUGUUGUGAUGACAAUGAGUUCAAAAGUAGAUGUUUUUAUAUAUUUAAAGAAAAUGCAUUUACCAUGGGGUAGAACAUGAUCAUGUUUAUUUCUUUUGAUUCCAAAGAAUCUAGGGGGAGUUAGAGAUCAUAGACAGAAAUAGAUAUGUUGUGGUGUGAGAAACACUGCUUUUUAAAUCAAUAGCAAUAACAGAGGACAUAAUAGAUCUAUUUAUUACUGUAGUGCUUUACACUCCUUGUGUCUUAGAUUGAACUUGAAUGUGCCAAGGCCUUAUUAAGAUGUGCACGUGCAGCACUGCCGCCGUGUUUGCAGUGCACAGAUUCUGUCUGUUAGCUGAGUCUCUGUUAGCCUUCCAAAUGAAGUUUCUUCACUGUCAAACAUUGAUCACUUAUUGUAUUACCCUUAUUCACAUAUCCAUUCACAUCAGACAUUCCCCUCCCUUCAAAAAACCUCCACCAAAUUAAAGGUUAUUAAUUACCAAAGCAAAAAAAAACAAGACUAAAACCAGGCAUUAGAGGGGAUAUUUUUGUAUCUGAAAUCAGAUUUGGCUCAGUUAUUUACAAACUCA
Molecule: messenger RNA, 2523 nt
Organism: Lampris incognitus (smalleye Pacific opah)
Lineage: Eukaryota; Metazoa; Chordata; Actinopteri; Lampriformes; Lampridae
Gene: mitfb
Product: melanocyte inducing transcription factor b
Exons: 10
Coding region: 119-1675 (518 amino acids)
Biological process (GO): melanocyte differentiation; regulation of transcription by RNA polymerase II
Cellular component (GO): nucleus
Molecular function (GO): RNA polymerase II cis-regulatory region sequence-specific DNA binding; DNA-binding transcription factor activity, RNA polymerase II-specific; protein dimerization activity
Source: RefSeq, a predicted model, not a curated record